AGUAAGUCUAGUGCACCCACCAAAAGUUAACUUACUUUGAUUGCUUUGUUACACUCCUUAGAUAGCAAGAUGGAGCAACCACAAUGUAGUGCUGAAUUUGAUGACCCCGCCACGUCUCCGGACUCGCCAAGUAAACCCCAAGGGACGGGGACUAGGCACCCGGUGUACCGUGGGGUCAGGAAGCGACGUUGGGGUAAAUGGGUAUCGGAAAUCCGAGAGCCUCGGAAAAAGACUCGAAUUUGGCUCGGAUCAUUUCCAAUACCCGAGAUGGCCGCUCGUGCUUAUGACGUAGCGGCCCAUUGCUUAAAGGGCUGCAAGGCCCAACUAAAUUUCCCUGAGGAAAUAGAUUUUCUACCACGGCCAACUUCAUGUGCCCCUAGGGAUAUCCAAGCUGCAGCCGCGAAGGCAGCCAACGCGGUGGUGGAGGUGAAAGUGAGUGGAUGUGCACCGUCUGAUCGUUACGACCUUGAUCAUCAUGAUGAUGAAGUUGAUUAUGAUGAUUUUUGGAGUGAAAUUGAACUACCUGAGUUGAUGGACACAGAUCAAGGAGGAAAGUCCAUGGAUUGCUAUAGUAAUGAUGCAUUAUUUGGUGAAUUUUAUUUUUAGGUAAGUCGGAAUAUAUUUGUAUUUUAUCAUAGUUAAAAAUAUAAUACGCCAAUUCUGUGCCAUAAGAGGCUCCCAUGUUUAUAGGAAACAGAUGUUACAAUAAUGUCUGUUGAUCCAUGUUAAGCCUAUAUAUGCAAUGUUUAUAAUAUAUUUGCUGUAUAUAAUUCAUAAUAAAAAUAAUAAUAAUGUUAAUAGAUGUUUUAUUCAUCUCCUUUUUUUUUUUUCAAUUGUAUAUACUCCGUGUUAUAUUAUAUACUUUGUAGUUGAUUUUGCAUUAUUAUUAUGAAAUACUACUGGAUUUUUAUUCCCUUCUUUAUUAAUUUCCUAGGAAAAUAUUUCAUUAGGUCACCGUCUUCAUUU
Molecule: messenger RNA, 966 nt
Organism: Chenopodium quinoa (quinoa)
Lineage: Eukaryota; Viridiplantae; Streptophyta; Magnoliopsida; Caryophyllales; Amaranthaceae
Product: ethylene-responsive transcription factor ERF023-like
Exons: 1
Coding region: 70-606 (178 amino acids)
Biological process (GO): regulation of DNA-templated transcription
Molecular function (GO): DNA-binding transcription factor activity; DNA binding
Source: RefSeq, a predicted model, not a curated record